AUGGAUACAACACUAUUUAUGAAGAAGAUUAACAAUCUCACUUUGCUAGUUCAAAUCUAUGUGGAUUACAUUAUCUCCGACUCCACCAAUGAAACCUUGUGUGAAGAGUUCUUAAGCAUGAUGCAGAGAGAGUUUGAAAUAUCCAUGAUGGGUAAACUUAAUUAUUUCCUUGAUUUGCAAAUCAAACAAGCAAAUAAUGGAAGAAUCAUAAAUCAAUCAAAGUAUUGCAAAGAACUUUUGAAAAAGUUUAAUAUGGAUAAAUGCAAAGAAAUUGUCACUCCAAUGAUUUCAAGCACUUAUGUUGAUCAAGAUGAAUCUGGAGUUAUAAUUGAUAUAGCUAGAUAUAGAGGCAUGACUAGUUCAUGGCUUUAUCUUACUGCUAGUAGGCCUGAACAAUAUUUAGUAUUUGUUUAUGUGCUCAUUAUCAAUCUUUUUCAAAAGAAUCUCAUAUAUCUUAUAUCAAAAGGAUCAUGA
Molecule: messenger RNA, 474 nt
Organism: Vicia villosa (hairy vetch)
Lineage: Eukaryota; Viridiplantae; Streptophyta; Magnoliopsida; Fabales; Fabaceae
Exons: 1
Coding region: 1-474 (157 amino acids)
Source: RefSeq, a predicted model, not a curated record